Messenger RNA from Zophobas morio, 1851 nucleotides. RefSeq names its product tigger transposable element-derived protein 4-like. The coding region runs from base 1 to 1851 and encodes 616 amino acids. The transcript is spliced from 3 exons. Lineage: Eukaryota; Metazoa; Arthropoda; Insecta; Coleoptera; Tenebrionidae. Gene Ontology annotation, cellular component: nucleus. Gene Ontology annotation, molecular function: DNA binding. The record is from RefSeq and is a predicted model, not a curated record.
AUGGAAAAACAAAAACGUAAAGCUCUAACCUUAAAGGACAAGUAUGAUAUUAUACAAAAAAUACAAAGUGGUGUUAAACAACGCGAUGUUAGCCAGGAAAUGAACUUGAUAAAAUCCACUGUUUCUAUGAUAUGGAAGCAAAGAGAAGCCAUUUUAUCAGCGUAUGGUCAGGGAAAUUCUACGUGUAAAAAAAUGAGAAAAUCAAAGCACCAUGAAAUGGAUCAAGGGCUUCUUAAGUGGUUUACACAAAAAAGACAAGAAAACGUUCCUGUAAGUGGUAUUAUUCUACAAGAAAAAGCUAAUGAAAUGGGUAGUAAAAUCGAAAACAAAGACUUCAAGUGUUCUAAAAGUUGGAUUGAACGUUUUAAAAGAAGACAUAAUAUCCGAACAGGAAAAAUUGUGGGUGAGUCUGCAGCAGUAGAUUUGAAUGUUGUUAAUGACUGGUUAACUAAUGUUUGGCCUCAUAUUCGGAAAAACUAUGACAGUGAAGACAUUUUUAACGCUGAUGAGACAGGGCUCUUUUAUCAAAUGACUCCUGAUAAGACUUUAAAAUUUGUGGGAGAAAGUUGUGCUGGAGGAAAGUUAUCUAAAUUGAGGAUUACAGUUUUAGUAGCUGCCAAUAUGUCUGGAACAGAAAAAAGGAAAUUGUUGGUUAUAGGCAAAUCUGCCAAUCCUAGAUGUUUCAAAAAUAAACAAUUGCCCGUAAAAUACAAAUCAAACCGUAACGCGUGGAUGACCUCUGAAAUUUUCACAAAUGAACUGCUUGAAUGGGAUGAACAAUUAAAACAAAAAAAUAGGAAAAUUGUACUUUUAGUUGAUAACUGUACAGCUCACCCUGAGAUUAAACUAAACCAAAUUAAAUUAGUUUUUAUGCCACCGAAUACGAGUUCAAAAUUACAACCGAUGGAUCAAGGUGUAAUUCAUUCAUUAAAGAGCCAUUAUAGGAAAAUUUUACUCGCGCAGAUGAUAGAGGCUAUGGACAACGGAAAAACAUUUUCAGUUAGCAUUUUAGAUGCUGUAAAUUUUAUUCACAUGGCUUGGCAAAAGGUUAGCAAAGAUACAAUAGCAAACUGUUUCAAGCAUGGAGGAUUUUCUGAAAAAAGUGCUGAAUUUGAUGCAGACGAUGAGCUUCCCCUAACAGAAUGGUUAAAAAAACAUGAAGAUGAUCCUGGACUUAUUUUCACAGAUGUGGAUAAUGCAAUUGAAAUUGCAGUGCAAGAGAAAAUCGGGGAAUUUAAUUUUGAAGAAUAUGUGGAAAUUGAUAACGACAUAACGGUAACAGAAAGACUAACUGACGAGCAGAUUAUAGAAUCAGUGACAUCAGUCAUGGCAACAAGUGACGAGGCCGAGGGUGAGGAAAAUGAGUCUGAUGAAGAUGUUGAUGUUUAUGUUCCUUCUCUUAAUGAAAUGGCGCAAAAAAUGGCAGAGACUCGCAACUUUUUAGAAUCGCGCACUGUUCCGGAGCCUAUAUGGAACAGCUUUUGCAACCUCGAACGCUAUAUUAGUGACAUUCACUUUUCUAAUAGAUAUCAUGACAAUGAAAAUCAAAGCCAACCCAACUUUAUGUUGGAGGAAAUAGACAACGAUCAGGUUACAGAUCUAGAGGAUAUCCAGGAGAGUGGGUCGAACGACGUAUUGUCCUCCUCAAUGUCCUCUGGAUUAAACACUUCACUACAAGUAUUGUCACCAAAGCCGGUGCUUGAAGAAAUAAACCGACCGAAGCCGAAAAUUGAUGAAGUUUGCGAAUUCGGUCGGUUUGUAAGCAAAGACCUGCAGGGAAUUGACGACGAAGAGUUGCAGAACGAAGCUAAGCACGAAAUAAAUAAUAUUUUAUACCAUUUUAAAAAAUAG